Parathielavia appendiculata is the source of this 685-nucleotide messenger RNA. RefSeq lists its product as uncharacterized. The record is from RefSeq and is a predicted model, not a curated record. Bases 221 to 628 code for a protein of 135 amino acids. Lineage: Eukaryota; Fungi; Ascomycota; Sordariomycetes; Sordariales; Chaetomiaceae. The transcript is spliced from 3 exons.
UUUGCUCGUCCAAUGCUACCAUAAUUCACACAACAAAGGCCCCCGCACUGUCUUGACACAUGCUCACAUCAGUUCUUAUCAUUUCUGAACGUCCGUCUUCUCGUUUGCAUCCACUCAUCAUUUGGCUGAAUAACUGCUCCUUCAGACGUCUGCUUGCCCUUUGCUUUGACGCACGCCGGUUUUGAAGUGGCCCCUGAAUCAGCUCCUUGUGUUACUAAUCAUGGUGUCAAAUAUGCGGCACUCAGCGAUGCUAAAGGCGCAAGCCGAACGUCUGAGACGAGAUUUUGACGACCUCAUCUCCAAGUUGAUUGUUGAUGAGGAUACCGCGCGGUAUGACUACGAACGGGAAGUGCCCCAACUAGAGCAACAAAUCCGCGGGGGGGAGGAGACCAUCGAGCGAAUACAACAAGAAAUUGAGGUUGGUCAAAACCGGAUUAUUCAGUUGCGGGAUGCCCUACGGGCCGCCACUGAGGAUAGACGCGAAGUUGAGGCCAUAUUCGGUUGUUUGAGUAAGACCAAGGAUCACCUCAGGCUCAAAACCCACAUGUGCAAACAAUUGGACUGCUGCAGUGCUGCAUUGGGAAGGGCAAUUAGAUUAGGCACCUUUCUAAAGGAAGUAGGAACCUAGUGAGGUACCAUCUGAUUCAUAAUAAUUCUGGACCCCUCUGUGAUGGGACAAUUCUUU